Messenger RNA from Phytophthora sojae, 816 nucleotides. RefSeq lists its product as hypothetical. Lineage: Eukaryota; Oomycota; Peronosporomycetes; Peronosporales; Peronosporaceae. The record is from RefSeq and is a predicted model, not a curated record. The annotation marks the transcript as partial. The transcript has a single exon.
AUCAAGCAAUGUCGAAAUGCCAUAAAGCACAUCGCUCGGCGAGAGAAAAAGCGCAGAAGGCGCAAGUCGAAUAAGCUGCAGAGGCAGUUGCGUGAGAACGCCACCAGCCGCACGCAACUCCUGACCGCAUUGGUCCAAGACGUGCGGGACCGCAGUGCUGCUCGCUUUGGAAGACAUCUCGAACGAACUCAGGCGGACAUUCGCUGGCUGUUUAAGCGAACGGCAGUCUGGGAACGCGAUCAAACUGUUUCGGCUAUCCAAGCUCCGUCAGGGGAAACCUUUGACGAAUCUCACGCUAUACCAGAACGAUGUUCACGUGUGUGGGCAACAAUAAUGGGCCAACGUCAUAGCUGUCUAACCCCGCAACAAAUGGAAGUAGCUCUGAAGGCGUUUGCUACCGUUCCCCUCGAGAGACGAGUGCAAGUAGAGGACAAUAAGCGGCUUCUGGCUCCUAUCACCGAAGACGACCUGCCCGCCGCAGUGGCGGAUCUCCAACGGAGCAAAGCUGGAGGUGAAGAUGGGCUCAACAACGAUUUCUACCUAGAUCUGGCGGCAUCGAUGAUCCCUCGGCUUGUGACUGUCUGUAACGAUCUCCUACAAGGAAGCCCCCCACCAGACUCCUUCCUGAAAGCCGUGGUAGUGCCUCUCCGGAAGAAGGGAGACUCGCCGAACGCCUUAGAUUAUCGUCCAAUCUCACUCCUUCAAACAAGCUACAAACUGUUCGCAAAAGUAUUGGCAACGCGGCUUCAAAGAUUUCUCGGCCGUCUACUCAACAAGUUUUCGUUCACGGCCGGCAAAUGGACCGGUCCGUGGUGA